AUGACUGCUGUUACCUGCUACUGUGAUGAUUUUGUUGUCAACAAAUAUUACUCAAAGUCGAAGGUUUCCUUUAAGAUCACGCUAACGUCGGACCCGAGGCUGCCGUACAAAGUACUGAGUGUUCCUGAAAGUACACCUUUCACAGCAGUCUUAAAGUUUGCAGCAGAAGAAUUUAAAGUUCCUGCAGCAACAAGUGCAAUUAUUACCAAUGAUGGAAUAGGAAUAAAUCCUGCACAGACUGCUGGAAAUGUUUUUCUAAAGCAUGGUUCAGAACUGCGAAUUAUUCCUAGAGAUCGAGUUGGAAGUUCUUAA
Elephantulus edwardii (Cape elephant shrew) is the source of this 312-nucleotide messenger RNA. It is a transcript of the gene UFM1, whose product is annotated as ubiquitin-fold modifier 1. Gene Ontology annotation, biological process: protein K69-linked ufmylation. The transcript is spliced from 6 exons. The coding region runs from base 1 to 312 and encodes 103 amino acids. Gene Ontology annotation, cellular component: cytoplasm; nucleus. Lineage: Eukaryota; Metazoa; Chordata; Mammalia; Macroscelidea; Macroscelididae. The record is from RefSeq and is a predicted model, not a curated record.